AAGGUCACCAUUUAUCAACAUUUUGAAUAAUCAUUAUAAUUUCUAUUUUCAGAGUCAAGAAAAAGUCAUCAAUAUGACAUAUGUAUUCCGAGUUCUAACCUGUUUCAUACUUGUGAACUUAGUUAUUAUAAACGCACAAGAUUUGUAUUUGAGUUAUGGUAAUGAAGAAGGAGACGACAUAAUGACUGGAACAGAUGACGGUUGUAGUUCUGCUGUGCAAUCUCCCUUUGCUGUGCCGUUCAAUCAGACAAGAUUCAGAACAAUCUACGUUUGUGCCAAUGGGCUCGUGUGUUUCAACAGAAGUUAUCAUAGUUAUACAAUUCCAGAAAACCGACAAUACAGGCAUGAUUUAGUUGGUAUUUAUUGCCUGGCUCCCUACUUCAGAGAUUUGGAUUUGAGAAGCUCGGGUUCAGUGUGGUACCAGACAUAUACCAUGUCAUCAGACGCUGAAAAUAUCAGAGAAGCCAUGAAAAAUCUUGUAAAUGAAACAUACUCUAUACAAAUAACACCGAGUUUCAUUUUCAAAGCAACUUGGAAGGAGGUCCCUUUAUUUGGUGGACCUAGUUACGAAACGGUCACUUUCCAAGUAAUCUAUGUGACAGACGGAGAAGUUGCCUAUUCGUUCUUUUUCUACGAAGGAGGUUCUAUGAAGUCUGUCUCAAAUUCGCAGUUUAUCGGACUAUUGGUCAAUGGUUAUGCUGAUGGUCUAGAUGACAGUUCUGGUGCCUGUCUGGAAGGUAUAUACGGUUAUAACUGCACGGAAACCUGUAAUUGUGACAAUGACAACACCGUGUCAUGUGACAUUAUCAUCGGAACGUGCAACUGUUCCAAAGGAUGGAGCGGAGUAAGAUGUCAAGAAGACAUGAAUGAGUGCGAAACUAACACGUGCCCGGACAACUCGAAAUGUGUCAAUUAUACUGAAGGAUCAUUCUACUGCAAAUGUGACGAAGGUUAUUUUCCGACCAGUGAUGGAACUUGUCAAGGUAAAGUUCACAUCAUUGAAGCAUAAAAUAACGGCAAGAUUAAUACAUUACAACAAAACAUCUUA
Messenger RNA from Ruditapes philippinarum (Manila clam), 1048 nucleotides. RefSeq names its product sushi, nidogen and EGF-like domain-containing protein 1. Lineage: Eukaryota; Metazoa; Mollusca; Bivalvia; Venerida; Veneridae. The transcript has 5 exons. The coding region runs from base 74 to 1009 and encodes 311 amino acids. Gene Ontology annotation, biological process: cell-matrix adhesion. Gene Ontology annotation, molecular function: calcium ion binding. The record is from RefSeq and is a predicted model, not a curated record.